Molecule: messenger RNA, 3906 nt
Organism: Bufo gargarizans (Asiatic toad)
Lineage: Eukaryota; Metazoa; Chordata; Amphibia; Anura; Bufonidae
Gene: HFM1
Product: helicase for meiosis 1
Exons: 37
Coding region: 91-3906 (1271 amino acids)
Molecular function (GO): ATP binding; nucleic acid binding
Source: RefSeq, a predicted model, not a curated record
UUAACAUGCACCCCAAAUGAGAGUGCGGAUGUCCAUCAAAGUUGCAAUGAGGAUCUUGGAAGAGUUUCGUUUCCUACAUCCUUAACAUUUAUGAGUGGAAAAGUUGCCAACACUCCAUAUGGGAUCCUAAAGCCUGUCUCUGAGAUUCCUAAACAAUUUAGGAAUAUCUUUAAGGAGUUUCCAUAUUUUAAUUAUAUACAGUCAAAAGCUUUAGAUGAUCUUCUGUAUUCCGAUAAAAACUUUGUCAUGUGUGCUCCAACUGGUUCUGGAAAGACAGUGAUAUUUGAGAUAGCAGUUGUGCGAUUACUAAUGGAGACUCCUGCUCCAUGGACAAAAGUUAAAAUCGUAUACAUGGCUCCAAUAAAAGCUUUAUGUGGCCAAAGAUUUGAAGACUGGAAAGAAAAAUUUGAACCCAUUGGACUGCUCUGUAAGGAGCUGACAGGGGACACAGAGGUGGAGGACUUAUUUGAGAUUCAGCAUGCCCACAUUAUAAUGACAACCCCAGAGAAAUGGGAUAGUAUGACCAGGAAAUGGAGGGACAAUACGCUAGUUCAACUUGUACGUCUCUUUCUUAUCGACGAGGUGCAUACAGUGAAAGAUGAAAUCCGAGGAGCUACUCUUGAAGUUGUCGUCAGCAGAAUGAAAACAAUGCAGGCCUCUCUUUCUCGUGCAGCAAAGAGUGCCGAAGAGUUUCCGAACAUGCGCUUUGUUGCAGUUUCAGCAACAAUUCCUAAUGCCGAUGAUAUUGCAGAAUGGCUUUCAGAUGGAAAGCAUCCUGCCCUAUGUAUGAAAAUGGAUGAAUCUCAUCGACCAGUGAAACUCCGAAAAGUUGUCCUGGGAUUUCCUUGCAACAGUAAUCAAACAGAAUUUAAGUUUGACCUAAGCCUUAACUAUAAAAUAGCAGGUGUUAUACAGACCUAUUCAGAUCAGAAGCCAACGCUUGUUUUCUGUGCCACAAGGAAAGGUGUUCAACAAGCAGCUUCUGUCCUUGCAAAGGGUGCAAAUUUUAUCCUGAGCACUGAACAUAAGAAGAGGCUUCUGAAGGCUGCUAAUGCUGUAAAAGAUGCGAAACUGCGGGAUCUUGUGCUAUAUGGAGUGGGAUAUCACCAUGCCGGUAUGGAUGUAUCAGAUAGAAAAAUCAUUGAAGCGACCUUCACAGCCGGAGAUCUACCAGUACUUUUUACUACUAGCACUCUGGCUAUGGGUGUGAAUCUUCCAGCUCAUUUGGUAAUCAUAAAAUCCACCAUGCAUUAUGCAGCAGGAAUGUUUCAGGAGUACAGUGAGACAGACAUUCUGCAAAUGAUUGGCAGGGCUGGAAGACCUCAGUUUGAUACGACAGCCAUAGCAGUUAUCAUGACAAGGAUAAGUACUAAAGAGAAGUAUGUACAGAUGAUAGAUGGAAUGGAUACCAUUGAAAGCAGCCUGCACAGGCAUCUCGUGGAACAUCUGAAUGCAGAAAUAUCUUUGCAUACUAUAACUGAUGUUAACAUUGCUUUGGAGUGGAUAAAAUCAACCUUCUUGUACAUUAGAGCAUUGAAAAAUCCUUCUCAUUAUGGUUUCCCACAAGGGCUGGAUCAAAUAGGAAUUGAAGCUAAAUUGCAGGAGCUUUGCCUGAGAAAUCUGAAUGAUUUAUCAUCAGUUGGAUUAAUUAGAAUGGAUGAAGAAAUCAAUUUUAAGCCUACAGAAAACGGUAAACUGAUGGCAUUGUACUAUAUUGCCUUUGACACAGCUAAACUGUUUAACUGUAUUCAAGGAAAAGAAACACUGAUUGACCUGGUCAUGUUGAUAUCUACAUGUAAGGAAUUUUCAGAUGUGCAGCUCAGAACCAGUGAGAAGAAAAUACUUAAUUCACUGAAUAAGGAUAAAAACAGAGUAACCAUCAGGUUUCCAAUGGAAGGGAAGAUAAAAUCUAAGGAAAUGAAAGUUAAUUGUCUCAUACAGGCUCAGCUUGGAUGUCUUCCUGUUCAAGAUUUUUCUUUGACCCAAGAUAUGGCAAAGAUUUUCAGACAUGGCACACGAGUGGCUAAAUGUCUGUCUGAGUAUUUAGCAUUACAAGAAAAGAAAUUCAUUGCAUGUCUUAAUGCAUUAAUUCUGACCAAGUGCUUCAGGUGCAAAUUGUGGGAAAAUUCAUUACACGUAUCCAAACAAUUGGAUAAAAUUGGUGUUAAUUUAGCUAAUGCAAUGGUGAAUGCUGGCCUUACAUCAUUUAAAAAAAUUGAAGAAAUUAAUGCCAGAGAACUGGAGUUGAUUGUGAACAGACACCCUCCAUUUGGAAAUCAAAUAAAAGAAUCUGUAAUGUAUCUUCCAAAGUAUGGACUUGGUGUUGAGCAGGUAGGAAGAUAUAGUCCUUCCAUAGCCGAAAUCAUUGUCACUGUUAAGUUGACAAACUUUGAGCAGCUACAGAAAAAGAGAACAGCUCAUGACUUACAUUAUGUCUCUCUCAUUAUUGGAGACUCGGAUAACUAUGUUGUAUUUAAGCAGAAAAUCAUGGAUUCUACCUUGAUAAGGUCAGGAAUUUGGACAAGAAAAAUUGAAAUCAAAAGAAUUUCCACAUCAGAGGAACUAAGUAUAAAUCUGAUAAGCUCUGAUUAUGUUGGCCUUGACAUUCAGCAAAGCUUCAGCGUUCUUUAUGCUGUGCCACAGCGAUGCGAGAGAGAUGUCGGAGCUAAGUGGAAAUCUGAAGAUACAUUUUCAAAGGAAAGUAACGCAAGAUCCAACUCUGGAAGCUUGCAGACAUUGAUAAGAAAAGGAAUGAGAGAAUGUAACCAUCAUUGCAAAAACAAAGAAGCUUGUGGACAUGAAUGUUGUAAAACCGGAGUUUCUUAUAAAGCUGACAGUAAAACUAAUUCAGACUUCUCUUCAUAUCUGAGUGAUCUAAGGAGUCGAAAUUCAGUUUCAUCAGCUCCACCAGUAAAGAGACUAAAGAUGCAGAUGCAAAGUGAGUUGAAAACUGUGAACCUGGAAAAGUUUGCUUUCAUGCCUAAAGCUUCCAUGACUUCGAAAACCACGUCUGUACAAAUAGCACUGGAAAAACAGACCUUUUCCAAAACCAGAAAUGAUACACAACAGCCACAAGAUGGAGCACGAUGUUCAUAUUUUGGAAACAAAGACUGUGUAAAUCAGCAAACAGCAAGGAUACAACAAUACCACAAUAAUAUGACUGACGCAGACAAAUACAGCUCCUGGUCACAGAAACCUUUAAAUGGGAUGUUUGAUGUGGAAGAUGACGUCUGGGACGAUUUUGAUGAUGAAAAUUUGCUGGAUGCCAGCAAUCUGACCUCCAUAAUUAGAAAAAGACGGCUGCUUUCUUCUGAAAAACAGAACCACAUCCGUCCACAGGUUGUACGUGUCAUUACAACUCAUCCUAGUUCACUUCAGUGGAGAGCAGCUGUAUUUUCAGUCCUUUUGGUGGAAAAAGACAGCCAUCUUUUGAAUCCAGAACCACCCCAAAACUUGAGUUUGGAUGUUGAUUUGAAAGAGGAAAUUCAAUGGAUUUGUUCGAAUACAGCUACACAUAACAAGGACCAAUCAAACAUAAUAUCCUACGGAGAAAAACAAGAGUCUGGUUUGACUUCCAUGCCUCAACUCAAAUCUUCCAAUCUCAAAAAGGAUCUGAAAAUAAAUAAUCAGAAACAAGUACAUUUCCUGGAUUCAGAAGCAUUAAAUUAUAGACCACAAACACAAGGAAUAGUAGCUGCAAAUGAAGGACAAUACUCCGGGAGAACUGGGAUUUACACACUGAAUUCUCCCCACUCUUACAAAGCUUACCGUUCUGUGAAAAUCAGGAUGAAGAAACACAGGCGUUUAUUGGAAUAUUUGAUGGAAUUUUUUAACCUACCUUCAAUUGUUCAAGCAUUGAUGCAGAAAUAUGGACUUAAUGCAGUUGUUGUUCUUGUUAGUGGUUGA